Messenger RNA from Camarhynchus parvulus, 608 nucleotides. It is a transcript of the gene ARL2BP, whose product is annotated as ADP ribosylation factor like GTPase 2 binding protein. Gene Ontology annotation, cellular component: mitochondrial intermembrane space. NCBI's taxonomy places the organism in Eukaryota, Metazoa, Chordata, Aves, Passeriformes, Thraupidae. The record is from RefSeq and is a predicted model, not a curated record. The coding region runs from base 151 to 600 and encodes 149 amino acids. The transcript is spliced from 7 exons. Gene Ontology annotation, biological process: maintenance of protein location in nucleus; positive regulation of tyrosine phosphorylation of STAT protein.
GCGGGGCCGCGGGAGCGGGACAGGGGCCGGCGCCCCGGAACGGCGGGAUGGCACCUCCUUGUGCAGAGAGGGACGCACUUUGGUCAAAAAGAAGAAAUAACCACUAACAGCUGAAACAUACAUCUUCUCCACUCUGGCUAGGCAGGAGCAAUGGAGACUUCUGAUGGAGAAAGUUUGGGUGUAGCCACCUCCACCACUUCUGAUGAGUUUGAUGCAGUUGUUGGCUAUCUGGAGGAUAUCAUAAUGGAUGAUGAUUUCCAGUUAAUACAGAGGAAUUUUUUGGAGAAGCACUACCAGGAGUUUGACGACUCAGAAGAAAACAAACUCAUCUAUACAGACAUUUUUAAUGAAUAUAUCUCUUUAGUGGAGAAAUACAUUGAAGAGAAGUUGCUUGAUCGGAUUCGUGGGUUUGAUAUGGUUGCUUUCACAGUGUCAUUGCAACAGCACAAAGAUGAAGUGCCAGGUGAUAUAUUUGAUCUGCUUCUCACAUUUACAGACUUUCUGGCUUUCAAAGAAAUGUUCUUGGAAUACAGAGCUGAAAAGGAAGGUCGAAGUCUGGAUUUAAGCAGUGCGUUAGUGGUGACUAAAUUAAACCAUUAAACAAGUCA